CAAGAAAAUUGACAUUCUCUGAUAUUAAAAAUUAUGAAUUCGUCCAGUGCCGUUUCUUACUUUACACAAGUCGAGAAUGUUUUUCGACUGCUUUCUCUACUCAAUCUUACUGCAUACGAGUGGCCAAAGCAAGCAUGCGUUCAAAAUGGAUCACAGUUUGAUUUCAUAGUAGUAGGAGGAGGAACAGCAGGAUGCCUACUUGCUAGUAGACUUGUAGAGACAGGGCAAGCCAGUGUAUUGCUUAUAGAAGCUGGAUCUUAUCCUCCAUUGGAGUCAGAUAUGGCAGGAUUAUUUCCAUACCUAAAAGACAGUAGGUAUGAUUGGAAUUUCACAUCAACCAAAGAUGGCAUAUCAGAAGAAUAUCAUAGAGGCAAUGUCAUACACAUGUCACAAGGAAAAAUGUUAGGUGGCUCUGGUUCCUUAGGCUUCGGAUGCUAUGGACGAGGGUAUCUCCACGAUUUCAAUAAUUGGGCAAACGUUACGAAUGAUCCAACCUGGUCCUACAAGUCUGUCUUAAAAAUAUUCCAAAAAAUUGAAAAACUCAUUGAUGAAAGAAUCCUUAAAAUAAAGAAUUAUUACGGAACUAAAGGAAGAAUUGAAAUAACAAAACAAUAUUACAAAAGAAACCGUCCAUAUUUUGAUGCUCUUGAAGAAAUGGGAUAUAAAUAUCAUCUAGAUAUAAAUCCGGAUCAUCCCACUGGAUUCACUAAUCUUAUGUUUAAUAUAGGUGAUGAAUUGCGACAAACAACAGCUCAAAAGUACUUAAGACCUCUGAAACAUAACAAAAAGUUACAUCUCCUUAUAAACACUUUAGCUACUAAAAUAGUUUUUGAUGAAAAUAAAACUGCCGUUGGUGUAGAAAUAUUGACAGAUAACAACGAAAUAAUUACUGUUCGAGCAAGAAAAGAGGUUAUAGUUACAGCUGGUAAUAUCAAGUCACCGCAUCUACUGAUGCUUUCGGGUAUUGGACCGAAAGAAGAAUUGGAAGCUAAAAAUAUCACAGUGAUAUCGGAUUUGCCCGUAGGAAAAAAUUUUCAAGAUCACGUUAACAGUAUGUUGGUUUACAGAAUGACGAAAAGUUCUCAUGCACACGCUCUUGGGGAUCCUAACAGAUAUCCUUAUGUAGUUUUUGUUGGCUAUCCUGCUCUUAACAAGUCCCAAUGUUACCCAGACUAUCAAACAAUUAACGCACACUUUGGCGACAGUAUUACAUUCUUAGCCAUAUGCGCGUUUUUCUUUAGUUUCGACAACACAUUUUGUGAUUCAUUUAACGAAGGCGCUGAUGACAAAGAAAUAUUCUUAACAUUUAUCACUUACCUAAAUCCUUUAUCGCGAGGAGAGAUUCUUCUAAACAGUGCAGAUCCUCAGGACUAUCCUUUGAUAAUCCCAGGUUAUUAUUCCAAUCCCAUAGAUAUAGACAAACACGCCUCUUAUUUGGCUGAUUUUGAUCGUAUAGUGAAUACUACAUAUUUCAAGGCGGUUGAUGGUGAGUUUGUCGAUCCAAAAUUGAAGGCUUGUGAUGGUCUGGAGCGAGGUACUAUGGAAUACUGGAAAUGUCAUGCUGUAGAAACUUCAGAUACUGCACAUUACUUUGUUGGAACUUGUGCUAUGGGAACUGUUUUAGAUUCGAAGCUUCGAGUUAAUGGUGUUAAGAAACUGAGAGUUUGUGACGCUAGUGCUAUGCCGAACAAUAUCAGAGAUUUCACUCAGGCCUCUGUCAUGAUGAUAGCUUACAAAGCUGCCGAUAUGAUUAUUGACGAUUAUGACUUAAAAUAAUGUUUUACUACAGUUGUGUCCACAUUUAUUUUUAUUUUGGUUUUAGUUUGAAGUGUAAAACUAAAUAGAUCUUUGUUCUUGAGCAACAUAGAGCUCAUUUUGAUACAAAUAAUUAAACACAUUAAAUUAUCGUUUUUUUUUUCGUUUUUUAUUAUAAAUUGUCUGUUGUCAAAUUAAUGCAAUGUAAAGUUUCCGUUUCAAUAACGUGCAUAUCUUGUCGAACGUGUUCAUUAUCGAUAAUUAUAUAAUUAGCAUUAUUUUGUACUUACUGCUUACUUUUACAUUUAUUACCGCAGUAUUCAUUUUGUAAUUCCUAACCUAUCUAUGUAUCCUAUUAUAAAUGUAAAAGAUAGUUUUAUUACAACUGAUAUUCAGGUAACACUAAAGCAGGUAGGUAAUAAAGUUUUUAUGUAAAAU
This is a messenger RNA of Spodoptera litura, 2193 nucleotides long. Its product is annotated as ecdysone oxidase-like. NCBI's taxonomy places the organism in Eukaryota, Metazoa, Arthropoda, Insecta, Lepidoptera, Noctuidae. The record is from RefSeq and is a predicted model, not a curated record. Gene Ontology annotation, molecular function: flavin adenine dinucleotide binding; oxidoreductase activity, acting on CH-OH group of donors.